GCUUUGCAGAACCAUCGCAUUGCGACGAGAUACUCACUUGAGCGACGAACGACUUAUUUGCGAUCUGACUACUUGCUCUCUAUACGAUACUUGCGACUAUUGGAAUUUCACGAGCGACAAGGAAUUGAGGCUUCAGUCAACCCGUUGACGACCACCACUCGCCGCUACCCACUCUUCCCUCCCAGCCCCUCCUUUCCGCUUCGUCUUGUCGGUCACCGCUUUUCGCAUCCGUGUUGUCGUCCAUUACUCUCUUCGAAUCGCAUAUUUGGAAUUCACACGCUUUUUGGUUUCCUUGUCGUGCAGUCCCGUCCUCGUUCGCCCUGUUUGCCCUCCGCCUCCCUUCCCUCUCCUUUUUUCCCUCCCCUUCGCCCUCUGUGCGUUGUCAUUCUCACCCCCUCCCCCCAAGCGCGCCAUGGACAAGUUCACGAUGAUCAUCGAAACGCCCCCGAGGGCCGUCGGCAGCACCAUCGCCACCGGCUCCAGCCACCAGAAGCGCCACGCCCUCGGCACUCCCAAUGCGGACCGCGGCACGCCCGCGUCCGCGAAGAGGGCGCUCAAGCUCUCCACCCCGCGCACACCGUCGCAGGCGGACCGCUUCAUCCCCAACCGCGGCGCCAUGGACCUCGACAUGGCGCGCUUCAACAUGGCCCGUGACGUCAGCACCAGCAGCGGCGCGAGGGAGAACAGCACGUCGCACGAAGUCACCUCGCCCAACGCGGCGCAGUACCGGAAGCAGCUGGCGGAGAAUCUCCUCCGCGACAGCCCUUCCGCCAACACCACCCCCUCCGCCCGCCCCCGCGGGGCCAAGAUCCUUUCCUUCAAGCCCGCGCGCUCCCCCUCCGCCGAUUCCUCCGACUUCCCCACCCGCGGGGCGCUCUUCUCCCCCGCCGAUUCCGCCUGCGCGAGCGUCGGCAAGCGCAAGGCGUUCCGGUACGUCCCCCAGGCGGCGGAGCGCAUUUUGGACGCGCCGGACCUGGUGGACGACUACUACCUGAACUUGCUGGCGUGGAGCAGCAGCAACGUGGUGGCGCUGGCGCUCGGCGCGUCCGUGUACCUGUGGGACGCCGCCACCGGCGGCAUCGAGGAGCUGCUGCACGUCGGCGGGGACGACGCCGACGAGGCCGCGGGCAGCGGCGAGUACGUGAGCAGCGUGGCGUGGGCGGCGGACGGCAAGCACCUGGCGGUGGGGCUGAGCGGCUCCGAGGUGCAGGUGUGGGACAGCCAGCGCCUCAAGCAGGUGCGCGCGCUCAAGGGGCACGCGGGGCGCGUGGGCGCCAUGGACUGGAACGGCGCCACGCUCUCCACGGGCGGGCGCGACGGCGCCAUCCUCAACCACGACGUGCGCAUGCGGCACCACGUCACCGCGCGCCUCACAGGCCACGAGCUGGAGGUGUGCGGGCUCAAGUGGUCGCCAUCGGGGCGGCAGCUGGCGAGCGGCGGCAACGACAACCUGCUGCACAUCUGGGACGCCGCCGCCAUGGCGCCCGCCGCCGCCGCCUCCGCCCUCUCCUCGUCCGCGCGUGUGGCGAGCGGCAACGCGCCGUGGCUGCACCGGCUGGACCAGCACCAGGCGGCCGUCAAGGCGCUCGCCUGGUGCCCCUUCCAGGCCAACCUGCUGGCCUCGGGCGGCGGCUCGGCCGACCGAACCAUCAAGCUGUGGAACACGCAGACGGGGGCGUGCGAGCGCAGCGUGGACACGGAGUCGCAGGUGUGCGCGCUGCAGUGGAGCCAGCACGACAGGGAGCUCCUCAGCUCGCACGGGUACAGCCGCAACCAGCUGUGCCUGUGGCGCUAUCCCUCCAUGACCAAGGUCGCCGAGCUCCACGGCCACUCCGCCCGCGUGCUGCACCUCGCGCAGAGCCCCGACGGCGCCACCGUCGCCUCCGCUGCCGCCGACGAGACGCUGCGCUUUUGGAAGGCUUUCGGCGGACCCAAGGGGGAGGAGAGCAGCAAGGGCGGGUGCAAGGGCAGCGGCAGCGGCAGCCUUGAGCGCGGAUUCAGCAGCCGCAGCAUGAGCAUCAGGUGAAUGGGGCUCAGCACUUAGGUGGCAGCACCAGCAACAGUGGCAGCUUAGGUGGCAGCACCAGCAACAGUGGCAGCUUAGGUGGCAGCACCAGCAACAGUGGCAGCUUAGGUGGCAGCACCAGCAACAGUGGCAGCACCAGCAACAGUGGCAGACCAGCAACAGUGGCAGCACCAGAUUCAGUGGCAGCACCAGCAACAGUGGCAGCACCAGAUUCAGUGGCAGCACCAGCAGCACAUAAGUGCUUGGAGCUUUCACAUGGUAGAGUUGUAUGGCCAGGGCAUGGCUGGCAGCAAGCACAAGACACAUAGCGCAGGCUGCAUGGCAAACACACACCACACUAGAGUGGUCGUGCACCGCAUUGCACUGCACUGCAGGGGUACAGUCACCUCCCAUUGAUCCGCCCCUCGGUGUCAUUGUUUGUACAUACGUAUCACUAACCACUUAUCGAAAUUAAUACGAAUGGAGGUACAGGUCAUAUGCCCUGAGAGCCCCGGGGGCGACGCGAGAGAUUUCGCUUACAACGAAUAUGGGCCGUACGGUAGGGGCAACGUGGACUAUCGGGUUUUCCCAGGAAAUGGGGAGUUGUUUUUUGUGUACUGUGCAUGGGCG
Messenger RNA from Closterium sp. NIES-67, 2635 nucleotides. NCBI's taxonomy places the organism in Eukaryota, Viridiplantae, Streptophyta, Zygnematophyceae, Desmidiales, Closteriaceae. The record is from the annotation of a GenBank genome assembly.